Molecule: messenger RNA, 1419 nt
Organism: Penaeus vannamei (Pacific white shrimp)
Lineage: Eukaryota; Metazoa; Arthropoda; Malacostraca; Decapoda; Penaeidae
Product: lysocardiolipin acyltransferase 1
Biological process (GO): phosphatidylinositol acyl-chain remodeling
Cellular component (GO): endomembrane system; endoplasmic reticulum
Molecular function (GO): acyltransferase activity
Source: RefSeq, a predicted model, not a curated record
AGUACCGCCCUGACCGUGUGAGGGGAAGGUUGCGUUGCGCGCCGCUGCCAACCGGUCGCUGGAAGGCAGAUGCGGCCGCGGGCGAGGGAGGCUCCGCGUCUGUUGGAAGCGGUCUGAAGAUUUACCUUCGCGAUGAUCCCCGAGAGAGAGGAAGGGGCAGCUGUGAGCUCGGUUACGGAGCCACAAAGACCCGAUUACCCGACCUCGCUCGACGUGGGCGUGUGCGCGGGGCAGAGGGCGGCGUCCGUCGGGUGGCGCGGCUGGGCGAAGGGGAUCACCUACGUCCUCCUGUGGUACGGCUCCAUCGUGAUGGGGUUCUUCUCGCUGUACUGCCCGGUGUUGCCCCUGCUGCUCAUACACCGGCCCACUUACCGCCGCGCCACAGAAGUCAUCUUUACCACUUGGGAGAGCUUUGCUGUGGCCCUCAUGGAAGUCUUCUACGGGGUCCGGUUCUACCUGUCCGGCGACGCCAUCCGCCCGGGGGAGCGCUCCCUCAUCAUCCUGAACCACAGGAACCGCCUGGACUGGAACUUCUUCUGGGGCGCCCUGGCUCACGCCGCCUCGCCCCCCGCCCACAACUGCAAGAUCGUCCUCAAGUCGGGCAUCAGGAAGUUCCCGGCCCUCGGGUGGAUCAUGCAGAUGUCUUGCUUCCUGUACAUCCGGCGGCGCUGGGAGGACGACCAGAGGCUCAUGGCCAACGUCCUCGACUACUUCAAGGACAUCAGGCACACGUUCCAGGUCCUCCUGUUUCCCGAGGGCACCAACCUGACCAAGGAGACGAAGGAGAAGAGCGAGAUGUACGCCAAGAAGGCCGGCCUGCAGCCCUUCCAGCACGUCCUCAUCCCGCGCACCACGGGAUUCACCUACCUCGUCAACAAGAUGCGCUCAGGAGAGCAGCUGGACGCCGUGUACGACGUGACCGUGGCAUACCCCAAGACCCUUCCUCAGACGGAGCUGGACGUCCUGAAGGGCCGCUUACCCGAGGAGGUCCACUUCCACAUCAAGAGGCACCACGCUAGCUCCCUUCCGAGCACUGACGAAGGGCUGAAAGCUUGGCUGAUGACCGCGUGGACUGAGAAGGACGAGUUGCUCCGGACGGCCCUGGGUCAAGGCCACUUCCCGGGCUGCAGCACGGCGACCCCGCACCCGCCCGUCAACGCCUCCUACUUGUCCAUUCUCUUCUGGAUGCCCCUAACCAUUGGCACAGCGUAUCUGAUCGGCACCUGGUGGGUGGCGCGGUGGUGGUGCUUCGUCCACUCCGUGUUCUUCGGCCUCGUCUCGUGGAGGACGGACGGCCUGCAGCACCUCGAAGUGUGGAUGUACCGAAGGCAGCGUCAGCAAGUGAAGGAGGAAUAGGGAUAUUUUUUCAGAAACAGAAAUAUAUGUUUUAUUGAGGAAGUAAAGAUUUUUCAUUAUCUU